AAGGCGCGGUUACCGUGAACAGACGAGGCACUGCGCGCUGACUUCUGCAUGGGCAUGCCUCGAAGAGCUUGGCUUUAUCCUCGUAUACAAGAACCCAGUGCACGCUUAUAUCGCUGGACCAAAGCAUCAUGGAAACGAAUCCGCGAAAGAUUCAAUAGGCUGACUGUCACACAGCGGGUCCAAAAGACGUCUCGGAAAGCGCCUUCAGCUCAGCCAUUUCGUGGAUCAUCCCCGUUAGCUCAUCUACAGGAACAAGCGCAGAAGCCAGCAGCUGCGAGAGAAAGCAUCCGUCUCUCGAUAGCUGAAGUACCAGACACCCCGGACAGUGAGUAUCACAGUAAAGGGGGCAGGGCGACAUUUAAGCUAAUAUUUAGUAGCCCUUUGGAUUCGCUACGAGACACAACUUUCGACUUGACUCCAUAUGCCUCCGAAGAACGUUACCGCUUCAUCAACUGCGAUAGUUUCAUCAACGACCGUACUUUGCAGAUAUACGAAACCACAACCUUACCAACUAAUCCGGACUUUUAUUCGGCCAUUUCCUACGUAUGGUUCGGCUUAUCUGCUUCGCCAUCCGACCUAGAAAAGGCUGGCAGCUUCCGCGUUUACUGCGGUACUCGCAGCGAUGGUACCCCACGUGAGGAUGGAGGACCUAUCAGUAUGCAAGUGUUAGAAUUCGCAUGCUUUUAUUCUUCCAAAUAUUCUGCGUCAUACCUCUGGCUGGACAGGCUUUGCAUUCUUCAAACGAGUAAACGCGACAAGUUAUGGCAGAUCGGUCGAAUGUUUGAGAUUUACGAGGGAUGCCAGGAAUGUGUUGUCUUACCUGGAGGCUUGCAACGCCUGGCAUCGGUGUUCGAUGAGACGAGUUGGGCGGAUCGUGCUUGGACAUAUCAAGAGGCCAUCAUCACUUGGGAAUAUGCGGUAGUAUUGACAAGCGAUUGGCAUAGACCUAAGGGGGAACAGCAUUGGUUAGUGGAUGGGGAAUGUCACUGGAAGUAUCUGCAGGAGUUAUUCCUCGAGGGUGGUGAUUUACUGGCGCCUCUAGUAGCAGAGGUCAGAUCCCCAGACACUUCGAAUCCUGAUCCAAAACCUCGCCUGCUCCUUGGAAGAAACGGAGCCGCUCUAGAUACAUUGAGGCGGAUUAUGGAGUACAAAGCCUAUAAUCAUAUGUGCGAGGAAGGCGAAGAAGUGGUUAGCGAAUAUCAAAUACGCCAGCUGCUUUUACAAGGGGUGCAAAUGCGGGUAUCCUCUCGGCCGGUAGAUAUGGUUUUUAGUAUCUUGGGAUUGGUGGGUGCUGAAGAAGACUUCAGCCAACGGUUGGGAGAAUUCGGAGAAAAUGAGCGGUUGCGUGCAACGUUGGCAUUGGUUGAAACAAUAUUCCGCCACGAGCCGGAAGUAGAAGAGGAGGCAGAGAACAGUAGUACGUUACUCGAUGUUCCACUAUGGAAAACGCUGGAGCCGACGAAUCCUGCCCAUCUUCCAAGUCUCCGAGAGCUCACGAUGAUUCUGGAUACCGAUGCGGCGGCGCAUCAAGCAACAGAAACAUGGAUUUUAACAACGAAGAACCUCCCCAGAUGGGAAUACAAUGUAGCUCUGACGGAGGAGGAGCCAGAGAGACGAGCCAAAGCCGUAGUCCAAGUUAUACCCGAAACUGAGCUCAUGAGUGUGUACCAUGGUGAACAAGAACAUGUAACAUUCAAGGACGAAGAAGAAGGGGUCAUCCAGCUUUGUCGGACAUUAGAUUAUGGGAAGGGUCCAAAGUCCGAGGAGCAGCUGUUGGAGGCGCUUUCGGACCAUGUUGUUUUUGGAUGGAGUUUGAGGAUGGAGGGGCAUCCCUAUAUAAGAUUCUAUAAACUGGAUAUCUCCCACUUGUUUCAAUGACGAUACCUUGUCGACCCCGCCCUGGGUCUUUCAAACUUUUGUCAGAGACUCGGACGGCUGAACGCACACUGUCAGCGUUAAAUGAGGACAUGCGGAGCACGUAAACAUACUACAGUAUGCACAGACCCGACUCGGGAAUAGAACUCAUUGAUUGUUUUGGUUUUCGCGC
Messenger RNA from Somion occarium, 2047 nucleotides. The record is from the annotation of a GenBank genome assembly. NCBI's taxonomy places the organism in Eukaryota, Fungi, Basidiomycota, Agaricomycetes, Polyporales, Cerrenaceae.